UUCAAGACUUCGCACCAAGUUGCGUUUCCAGAGAUGAACGGUGUUUAUUUACAGAGAUGCGCUUCUUUUCUGAAGAACUUGACAAAAUGGCUUGCGCAGCAGACAGCUGCAUACAAUUCACACGCCAUGCAAGUGAUGUCCUGCUCAACCUGAAUCGGCUGCGCAGCAGAGAUAUUCUCACCGACGUCACCAUCUUGGUCAACAGGCAGCAGUUUCGCGCACACAAGACGGUUCUCAUGGCUUGCAGUGGGCUGUUUUACAGCAUCUUCACCGACUCCCACAAGUGCAACCUUAACGCCAUCAGUCUGGACCCAAAGGUGGACCCAGAGGGCUUCGCCAUCCUGUUGGAGUUCAUGUACACCUCCCGUCUCACGCUCAAGGAGAGUCACAUCAUGGCGAUCAUGAACACGGCCAUCUACCUGCAGAUGGACCAUGUCGUGGACACCUGCCAUAGAUUUAUCAAAUCCAGUGAUCCGUCUGCCAAGCUGCCCAGAGACGAGUUCUUGGUCAGUCCCUUGGUCUUACCUCAGGAUGUCCAUGCUUACCGGCCCCAUGAUGUGGUCGACAGCUUGCACAGCCGUGUAGCUCCGUUCAGGGAUGGGAGGCCCUACGGCUCAAACAUGUUCAGCGGGGUCAGCACCCCCAGCAACUACCAUCUCUACGGGCAGUUUCCCAUGCCAGGAUUCCCCUUCCCUCUCUGCAAACUGACCGAUGCCAAAAACGCUUUUGCCGACCUCUCUAAGAGCGGAAUCCACCACAAGCACUGUUCUCCGCACGACGGCGCCAACAUCAUCCGGGCAGAAUACAGCAGGGCGGUUGGCACCGGCUCCUCUGGCAUCAUUCACUCCACCACCUACGCUUCCAGGGAGGUAGGGAGAGACGACGAGAUGCGGAGGGAGAGCCACGAGGGGGUCAGCCAGUCACUAGCUCUCGGCACAAGGAAGCGCGCGUUUCCAGCGUUGAACCUGGAGCACCAGAGAGACUUGGGAAAGGAUCACGCCCCCCAGGUAGAGGAAGACCUGAUCCAUCACCACUACCCGCUGGGGAUCUCCUCCGCUGGACGCAAGGGCCUCAUGAGCAGCCCGCAGAGCCCCCUCAAAUCAGACUGCCAGCCCAACUCCCCGACGGAGUCGAGCAGCAGCAAGAACGCCGGUCUCUCCCAAGGGAGCAGCGGCGGCGGCGUUCAGGCCCCACAAGGCACGCAGGACCCCAAGUCCCGCAACUGGAAGAAAUACAAGUUCAUCGUGCUGAAUCAGAGCGCAAAGGAAGAGGAGGCGGGGCUGCGGGACCCGGGGCUUCGUUCACCUCAGCGCCUUGGCCUGCAGCCCUACCUCCACCCCAGCGACUCGGAGAACCUCGACCCGCAAGCCACAAGCAAGAGCAGCAGCGAGGACCUACCCGUGCCCCAGGCUAGCCGUCUCAACAACAUCAUCAACAGUGCACUGGAGGGCUCUCAGAGGAACGGCGACAGCCACCCUCCACACUACCUGAGCCGCCUGAACUGCUCGUCCUGUGGCACGCCGUCCCCGCAGCACUCAGAGGUGUGUCCAAACACCCCCAGGUCCCGUCUAACAGAGGACAUGGCAGAGCUGCACUCAGAGUACUCAGACUCCAGUUGCGAAAACGGUACAUUCUUCUGCAACGAAUGUGACUCCAAGUUCGCCGAGGACGAGGCGCUGAAACGACACAUGCUCCAAGUGCACAGCGACAAGCCAUACAAGUGUGACCGCUGCCAGGCUGCUUUCCGCUACAAGGGCAACCUCGCCAGCCACAAGACCGUCCACACGGGAGAGAAGCCGUAUCGCUGUAACAUCUGUGGUGCUCAGUUUAACAGACCAGCUAACCUCAAGACUCACACUCGCAUCCACUCAGGAGAGAAGCCAUACAAAUGUGAGACGUGUGGAGCUCGUUUUGUACAGGUUGCUCAUCUCCGAGCCCACGUGUUGAUCCACACGGGUGAGAAGCCAUAUCCGUGCGAGAUCUGUGGAACGCGCUUCCGUCACCUGCAGACGUUGAAGAGCCACCUGCGCAUACACACGGGGGAGAAGCCCUACCAUUGUGAGAAAUGCAAUUUGCACUUCCGCCACAAGAGUCAGCUGCGGUUGCAUCUCCGGCAGAAGCACGGCGCCAUCACCAACACCAAGAUCCAGUACCGCAUGACGACGGCAGAAAUGCCCACUGACUUGACGAAGGCGUGCUGAGCUGGAUUGAGAAGACUGUUUUGACGGGCGGCAAUCUUGACCUUGGCAUUUAAAGACCCCAACUUGUACAAUCAUCCAAAAUUGUAGUGCCACACUGUGUUCAUUAGACAAUUCAAUUGGCUGUGUACGCCAUUCUAAACGGGUUUCCACUACAUGUGAACGUAGAGCCACUUCCGGCGUCUUAGUCACUUUAUUGUUUCUAUAUAGAUAUAAAUAUAUAUAUGUGUGUAUGUUGGGAGUGUUUCUAAGCUUUGAAGGUACGUAUAUAAAGCUUUAUUUUGUUGAGAAGGACGGAAUGUAAACAAUCUGUUUUUUUUUUGGAAAAUACAGUAUUUUAUAUCAGAGAACUUACUUUUCUGAAAGUAUUUGAAAAUUUUGAUCGACGGGUGGUACAUAUAUUUUGAGAUUCCCAGAUUUGCGGCCGCACAGAGUUGUCUACACAUUUUUUUAUGUAGAUGUACGUACAUGUUGCACCAUGUCAAGUUGCCAUAUUCAUGUGAAGAGGUGGGGGAGAGAAAAAAUAAAAGACAUUGUAAUUGGAUUUAGUGGAAAACAUAUCAGAUGACUGCUGCUGUCUGAUGAGGUUAUGCAUGAGGAACUCUCUUACCGUUGUCGGCACACAUGAAGUGGGCAAACGGCAUAAAUAUUGUGACAUAUUGUGUAAUUAUAUCUGUGGGAUUGCUCUCUGCUGGCGGAGCCAAUCCAAGUGUUGAUAUGCAUUUCGAGGCUUUGUUAUGACCAAGAAAAUAUUUUGCUUUAAGUGUAUUUGUAUAGAUGUGAGUUUUGUUUAUUUCCCAUAAGUGAAGGUUUACAGUUUUGCUCAUUGUUCUAGAUCCUACAGUAAAGUUGUGUACGUGUCAUGUUUUUUUUUUGGUUUGUACAUACACUGUGUAUUCAAUGUGCCUUUCUCUAUGGUGUCUGAAUCCUUCCCCCAUUCAGCUCAGCUCUAUUUAAAAAGGUACAUCAUGGACACAACUUGUCCUAACCCCCCCCCCUCCUCCCCCGUGUGUGUGUGUGUGUGUGUGUGUAUAUGUAUAUAUUUUUAAAUGCUCGUCACCAAACUGAAAACAUGCAAAUUCAUCAUUGUAAAUCUUCAGGACUUGUUUUUUUUUGGAUUGGGCUUUUUAAAGAAAAAAGAAAAAAAAAUGCAUUAAAGUUAUGUAAAAUGUUCUAGAUGUAUGAAUGUAAA
Anoplopoma fimbria (sablefish) is the source of this 3390-nucleotide messenger RNA. RefSeq names its product BCL6A transcription repressor a (gene bcl6aa). Lineage: Eukaryota; Metazoa; Chordata; Actinopteri; Perciformes; Anoplopomatidae. Gene Ontology annotation, cellular component: nucleus. The record is from RefSeq and is a predicted model, not a curated record. Gene Ontology annotation, biological process: regulation of transcription by RNA polymerase II. Bases 57 to 2201 code for a protein of 714 amino acids. Gene Ontology annotation, molecular function: DNA-binding transcription factor activity, RNA polymerase II-specific; RNA polymerase II cis-regulatory region sequence-specific DNA binding; protein binding. The transcript has 9 exons.